Aspergillus nidulans FGSC A4 is the source of this 738-nucleotide messenger RNA. RefSeq names its product putative secreted glycosyl hydrolase. Gene Ontology annotation, cellular component: extracellular region. The record is from RefSeq and is a predicted model, not a curated record. Gene Ontology annotation, biological process: cell wall macromolecule catabolic process; peptidoglycan catabolic process. Lineage: Eukaryota; Fungi; Ascomycota; Eurotiomycetes; Eurotiales; Aspergillaceae. Gene Ontology annotation, molecular function: lysozyme activity. The transcript is spliced from 4 exons. The coding region runs from base 1 to 738 and encodes 245 amino acids.
AUGCGACUUCAUACGUUGACAUGGCUGCUCAGCCUCAGCCUUGCAUCUAUAGUCACCGCAACUGCACCGGUAUUACGAAAUGCGACCGUGACCCGUGGGAUCGAUCUCUUCGAGAUCCAUCUUCCUGUGAACUGGAAAACUGCCGUCGCUGAGGGGGUGGAGUUUGUUUUCGUAAAGUCAACAGAGGGCAUCGCGUACCGGAACUUGCGCUUCAAAUCUCAGACUGGAUCCGCCGCCGCCGCCUCUACCUCCAGUAACACCACCAUCCUCCACGGCGCUGUUCACUUCGCCCUAGCGUCGCAGAGCACCGGCGCCGCGCAAGCCGACUUCUUCAUUUCGCACGGUGGAAAUUGGACUGCGGACGGGGCAACCCUCCCUGGCGUUCUCGAAAUGGAGGGCAAUAUCCCCGGCAAACUGUGCCACGGAAUGAGUGCGACAGAAAUCUCAGAUUGGAUGAUGGAUUUCUCAGACCGGUAUAAGGAGGUCACCGGGCGGAGACCGAUCUUGUUCCUCUCUGCGGGAUGGUGGGAGAAGUGUGCAGGAAAUAAUGAGACGUUCGCACAGGAGCAUCCCCUCUGGUUGGCGAAUUGGGCAGAUGAGAUGGGGGAUCUGCCUGCUGGUUGGAAAGAGGCGACAUUUUGGCAAUAUUCAGGGAGUGCCGGAGAUGGGUCUUGUAAAGUCAAUUUGCCCGAGUCUGCUUCGAGCUCAUUAGCAUUUCCAAUUCUCGCGGAAAACUAG